AUGCACGAGUCUCAGCCCAUUUCUGUAUUAGAUUAUCCCAACAUGUUCGUCCCCGACUACAACGUUGACGGUGCUUCCGCUUUUGAUUCUCUUCAAUUCAGCAACGUAGACACCCCAGUCACUGUUAGCACAGCGUCAUUAUCAAUGUCUCCACCACUUGGCAAUAUACCAUCCCGUCCAUCUAGUGUUUCGGACGCCUUUGGCAUCUACGAUCAACCACAGCAUCACCAGCAGCAGCAUCCUUCUUCAACCCUGCAGUUCAGCCGAGAUCAAUGGAACAUGGCUCUCCCCAUUCCACGCUCGACUGUAUACCCGGACCAACAGAAGCUGAGCAGGGCCAUGCCAGAUAACUGUCCCGGAAGCAACAGGCAGUCCAUGUCGUCUGCGCAUGGUUACUCAGACCUCUCGAAACCAUUAGACAUGCACCUCCAAAAUCUCGAUGGCUCAAUACCCACCACCCAGGGCCAGUAUGGCCUCUCCGCAACCUCAUACCCACAAGCACCUUAUUAUACACCUGUCCCUUCACUACCAACCACCCCCCCAUCAACAAGCUCCCCGACUUUCUCGCGCUCUCACGCGCAGGCACCUUCCCACUCUCAUCACCGAACACAGUCCUCCAGCUCCCCGUCUCCAACAGCUCUAAGCGAAGCUGACCUUCGCUCCAAGCCCCAAUGCUGGGACCAUGGAUGCAACGGACGAUCGUUUUCAACUUUCAGCAACCUGUUACGCCAUCAGAGAGAAAAGGCCGGUCUUUCCGUCAAAGCCGAAUGCCCGUACUGUGGAGCCGCCUUCACCAGGUCGACCGCACGCAACGGACACCUUGAGCGAGGCCGAUGCAAAGCCAUGAGGGAGGAAUGA
This is a messenger RNA of Trichophyton rubrum CBS 118892, 858 nucleotides long. RefSeq lists its product as uncharacterized. Lineage: Eukaryota; Fungi; Ascomycota; Eurotiomycetes; Onygenales; Arthrodermataceae. The transcript has 3 exons. Bases 1 to 858 code for a protein of 285 amino acids. The record is from RefSeq and is a predicted model, not a curated record.